AAACUAUCUGAUCAGCACCUUGUCUACAGAGUGAAGUGAGAUUGAUAGGAGCCUGAAAGUCUGCAUACAUCUAGUCUCACAUUGUACUGUGAUUUGAAAGGAUUGGAUGAUGGAUUUUAAAGCGAGUAUAAUCUUCAUGGUACUAUGUUCUGUCGCUUCCGUCGUCUGUCGUUGUCCUAGACCGACAGAACUCCCCAUCACAUACGGGAAAAAAUUCUUCUGUGCCCGUGCAUAUGACCAUGCUAGCCGUGCACCUCAUAUGGCAUGCAAAGGAGGAAGCCUGGAUUUUGUUAACACUGGGUUUGCAAGUCUUGACCCUCCCUGGAAUGACAGAAUUUCUGCAGUCGUCGUACGACCUGGAUGCACGUUGCUUGUGUUCGAGCACCUUCAUCAUGAAGGUGCAAGUUUAAAACUCACUACUGGCGUUCAUAAUCUGUUGAAUUGGUGGGGUGGAGUGAUUUCUUCAUUGAACUGUGAUUGCGAGUACUCGAAUGCCCCACUAACGUGUACGCCUCAGGAUUACUUCCAAGAUCUUGACUGUGAGAACAACAAUGCGGGAGAUAUGCAAUGCACGUAUCAGGUCCAGACAGGUAUGACUCUAGGCAAAUCAGUCACCAACGGUAAGAGUGUAUCAACUACAGUUGAAGCAUCAAUCGGAUUAGAGAUUAAAGAAGUGUUCUCACUUGGGUUGAAAGUUUCAAGUACAACAUCUUUCAAUUGGUCACGUACUACGAGCAAGGACUUCAGCACGGUUACCACUCAUCGGGUGACAUGCACUGUUCCCGAAGGUCAUCAUCAGCUGCUUCGGCAGGUGAUCGGAAAGUGCGGGGACACGGUGGUGAGCACUACAACAUUUAAAUGUAUAGAUGCCAAGAACCCCAGGGCUGUUGCUAUGGCUGCGGCUACUUUUAUGGAUUAACCGUUACACUAGUUAACCAUCACCAGGACUUGGCGGAUUUCUAGGAGUGCAGACACACAUAGAAGCCGUUGACAAAGAGCUGCCAUAAAACGCAACUCGUGAAUCGAUCACUCAUACGGAUUUUUUUUCUUUCUUCUUCUUUUUAACCAAUGGAAUGGGAGUAGAUAGCUCAGCGCACACUACGAUUGCAAAUCCAUUAUCAAUUCAAUUGUAAUAAAAAUUUGAUAAGAACAUUCUAACCUAUAAGAUCUUAACAGUCAAAGUUCCGAAUAGUCGCAUUGAUGCCAUCAUCAACCGCGAAUUGAAACCGAUUUUGUCCUUUACCCCGACCACAAGGCUCGCAGCAAAGUAGGAUUUCGAUAUACAAGGAGUAAUCAAAGCAUUACGCCGAAUGAAAUAGUUUAACUUGUUGAGAUUUUUAUACUAGUAUAAAAAAUGGGAUUUGGAAAAAAUCGCGUAGCAAUGGAUUGUGUAGUGUGCGCUGGACUUUAGGAACUUUUUUUGGCGUAUAAUCGCGUAUUUUUUUGUUGCAUUGUGCAUAUCCCUGAUGUGAAAGAACGUAGUCUAGUUUCAAGCCAAACUUUUCCAGCCAAGGAAUCUUUUGUGCUUUUGUUCUUUGCAUUCGCCCUUUCCACUUCCAACUCACUUUCGACUUCAAAGCUGUGGGUUUUUGGUCACAUGUAGUUCGGUGCAUUGGUUACGGUAUAUUUAGGUAUAUUGAUGCGUAUAUCAGAAUUGCCGUAUUACAGAUUAGCGGGUAAAGUUUACUUCGGUUGGUCAUCUUUUCGCGUUUUUUAUUCGAUAAUAUGAAUCGCAUUAAAAAUAGAGUUUUCUAUUUGUUUUUCUUUACAAUUCGAUUACUUGUAUGUACAAAAUUAACAAUAAUUUUAGUUUCAUGCACUUUCUUUAUCCGACGCAACUUGAGUAAGGGGAAACUCACUAUAAUACUUACGCAUUAAUGAAUACGCAUAUUCAUUUGAAGUCAUUAGAUUUAAAACAAUAAAAUCACAUGACCCCAAAUUAAAAAAGAAUGCUAUGUUCGUUUUAUGCACAUACAUAUAUAAACCCACGACCACGGUACGCAAGUAAUAAUAAUGUACUUUUUCAUGAAAAUUGUAUCCAAUUACAUAAUUAGUGUAGAAAGACG
This is a messenger RNA of Lytechinus variegatus (green sea urchin), 2066 nucleotides long. RefSeq lists its product as uncharacterized. Gene Ontology annotation, biological process: exocytosis. Gene Ontology annotation, cellular component: secretory granule membrane. The record is from RefSeq and is a predicted model, not a curated record. The transcript has 3 exons. Bases 107 to 919 code for a protein of 270 amino acids. Lineage: Eukaryota; Metazoa; Echinodermata; Echinoidea; Temnopleuroida; Toxopneustidae.